Molecule: messenger RNA, 1719 nt
Organism: Knipowitschia caucasica
Lineage: Eukaryota; Metazoa; Chordata; Actinopteri; Gobiiformes; Gobiidae
Source: the annotation of a GenBank genome assembly
AUGCUCAGGCGAAUACUUCAAAUGACUCCUGGUAAAGGAGGCUCCCAAACUGCUGAGACCGAGCAGCCGAGCACCGAGCAGAACCACGACCAGACCUCUGAGGGCUUCAUCUGUCCCCAGUGCAUGAAGUCUCACAACACGGCAGAGGAACUCUUCAAACACUAUGACCUGUUCCAUGACACCGGGGACCUGCCCGCCCACAUGGCGCCCACACGGGAAGACCUCACGAUGCUGCGACAGGAAGUGCAGGAUCUGCACGCUUCUCUCAAGGAAGAACGAUGGUUUUCUGGAGAACUCAAGAAAGAACUGGACAAAGUUCAAGGACAGCUGAAGCCAACUGAUGUGCCGGAGGAUGAGGCGCUCACACGGAAACUCAACCAAGCUGAGACCGAAAAGUUCAACAUCACACAGAUGAAAGACCUGUUUGAGCAGAAGGCUGCUCAGCUGGCCACAGAGAUAGUGGACCUGAAGUGUCGGUACGAUGAGGAGAGGAGCCUGAGACUGGCGUCCGAGCAGAGGCUGGAGAGACUGAGUGAGCAGCUGCAGAAGGAGAUGGCCCAGAACCAGACGCUCCAAACUGAACUGCUGCAGCGUCCUGGUGUGGAGGACGUGGAGCUGCUGCAGAAGGAGCUGAUCCAGGUUCAGACGUUGAUGGAUCAAACGACACGAGAACGAGAAAACGAGUCUGAGAGAAUCAAGGAACACUACGAGCAGCUGCAGGCCAACUACACCACCGCCGAGGCAGUGCUUAUGGUGAGGCAAGCUGAAGAGGUAGCACAACAGAUAACCCAGCAAGAGCAGCAGGCUCCACUGGCGGUGCAAGCAGUGAAACAAAAGAGGUUCGUGAAGAAAGGAGGGAAACCGCAGGGAGAGAGGAGCGGAGGACAGCGGCACGGCUACCAAGGGGAGAGCAAGUGCAAUCGAGAUACAGCAGUGGAGAUGGGGCUGGUUAAGCGAGUACAGCAGGUGAAGGCAGCAGCCGUCCACCAGGGCACGAUGAAGACCGACCCGGUGAAGAUACACCUACGUGACGACGCCGUGCCACACGCCGUACACACAGCCAGGAGAGUCCCACUGCCACUCCUUUCGAAAGUCCAAGCUGAGCUACAGCGCAUGGAGGAACAUGGCGUGAUUGUCAAAGUGACACAACCGACAGAAUGGUGCGCGCCAAUGGUGCCAGUCCUGAAGCCGUCAGGCGCCUUCAGAAUCUGUGUAGGGCUCCAGAAGCUGAAUGAGAACCUGAAGAGAGAAACUUACCAACUACCUACCACAGAUGAGACGCUGGCUAAGCUGGCGGGCUCCACCAAGUACCUGGUUGGCAUGGACAAAUUUAGACUCAUAACAGAUCACAAGCCGCUGGUACCGCUGAUAAACAGCAAAGACCUAGACGCGGUGCCUGUUAGGUGUCAGAGACUUUUGAUGAGGCUUAUGCGCUUCAAUGCAAAGGCCGAGUACGCACCGGGCAAAACGUUGGUCAUAUCCGACGCACUGUCACGCAGCCCGCUGAAGGAGAGCUACAGCACUACGGAAGCAGUCAUUGCGAGCCACGUGAACGCAGUGACACACAGCUGGCCUGUCUCACAAAGCAAGCUGGACCGGAUCAGGACAGCCACGCAGGAGGACCCACAGCUCCAGCACGUGAGAAAGCUGAUCAGGGAUGGAUGGCCCAAACGAACGCACUCAGCGCAGAGAGCAGUUACUGUCAACACCCCUGCCUGA